AUUAAGCUUUAAAUAGUAGCAUACUACAACAUGCUCAGUUAGCGUAGGCCGCUCCAAGCCUUGCGCACCGAAAGAGUUCUGAGCCAUGGCCGCUCUGCGGCAGGUCCUGCUGGGACUAGUGUGCGCCCUCGUGGCUAUGGGCAUGGUAUCAGGACAGGACACCACGUCCAGCUCGACCAGCGACAACAAGCUGCUCUGUAUGGCCGAAAUGGUGUCCAACAUUGAGACCAGCUGCUCAAAGCCGGACAUCCAGGGCUACUACGUGGCCCUGGAGAGCCUGCUUAAGGACUACCUGCGGAAAUGCUUUCACACCAAUUUUAGCUCCAGCCGGGCUCUGCACACGAUGCUCCCCGACCUGGGCGACUCGGUAACAGACUACUUUAAAAACGUGUCAGAGACGUUCAAAGAUAGCGAGUCCGUGGAGGUUGUGCCGACCUUUGUGCCGGCUGCUCAAAUUAACAGCGAAAUUGAGUUCGAGCUGGAGCAUAACCUGACCAACAGUCACGACGGCUGGGUGCUGGACCCCAUGGGCAUGGGCUCCAUUUUCAACUUUGACGGCUUCCAGGACCUGACCGCCACUGUGAAGCCGGCCGUCAUCGCCAGCAACGCCAGUGACAUCAUCAAGUGGGACGACGUGCACCCCUACUUCCAGAACACGUCCACCUUCUACGACAGCGCCCAGCGCAAGUUCCUGGUGGUGACCCUGCCGCUUGACGGAAACAUCAAGCUGCUCUACUACCGGCGUGACAUCUUCGAAGCGAAUAAUUUGACGGUGCCGCGCACAUGGGAGGAGGUGGUGGCGGUGGCCACCUCGCUGUCCAGGCUGGGUGUGCUGGGGCCGGACGGCCGGCCCGCCAGCCCCUUCUGCUUCGACCGCCGCAAGGACUGCCAUCAGUCGUACUUCGACCUCAUCGCCAUCCUGGCGCCGUACAUGCAGUACAACGGCAGCAGCCAGGGCGUCAUCUUUGAGCCCUCCACCAUCCGCGCCUUCGACCGCAACCCGGCGCUGGUGGACAACGCAGCCAUGGCCAAGGCGCUCACGCUGUACUCGGCGCUCAUCGGCCUGUCACCCAUGGACUACAAGGUGGAGGACAAGUGCGACGUGGUGGGCGCGGCGCCGGCGGACGCGGGCCGAGCCAUGGCGCAGCGCUUCGCCAACGGCACCUGCCUCAUGGGCGUGGGGCUGGGAGACUUCUUCAAGGCGUUCAAGACGUCGCCCUUCCGCGGCAAGCUGGGCGUGGCGCUCAUGCCCGGCUCCUUCGAGGUCCUCAACCGCACCUCCAACCAGCUGGUGCCCUGUGCCGCCGACACCUGCCCCUUCGGCACCGUGGUACCCGCCCAGCCCGGGCCGUCGGCCUCGGACGGCGGCCCUAGCAUUACGCGUGUGCUCAACCGCGCGCCCUUCGCGGCCGGCGGCGGUUGGGUAGCGGCGGUGAACGCGCGCACGCCCAACGACUACCGCAACUACUCCAUCGGCUUCUUCUCGCACCUGGCCAGCCCCGCCGAGUCGUGGCAGCGCGUGCUGCUGCCCGAGAGCUCCUUCGACCCGUACCGCCUGGAGCACUUCUCCAACCUGGCCCGCUGGAACGAGUCGGGCUACGAGCCGGCCGACACCGCCGCCUAUCUGGCCCAUGCCAACGAGUCCUUCAGCCACCCCAACAUCGUGCUGGACCUGCGCACGCCCGGCACCAAGCUGUUCAGGGACAUCUAUGAGAGCGGCCUGGCCAACCUGACCACCGGCAGCAGCGUGGACAGCGUGGUGGCGCUCAUGAACCAGACCUUCUACAAGCUGCUGCUGGACCCGCAGCAGAAGCAGUUCCGCUCGCUGCUGGCCGACACCUACCUCGCCACCAUCAACUACAAUAACAUCCAGAACCUGAACGGCACCGCCGGCGGCGACGGCGGCGGCGGCGGCGGCUCGCCGUCGUGGCUGCCCAUCGCCAUUGUGCUGCCCACCGUGGGCGCGUUGCUGCUCAUUGCGGCUGGUGUUGUGUAUGAGGUGCGCAACAACCGCAAGCACAAGAACCUGUUCGGCAAGGUGGUGCCGCCCGGCGUGGGCCCCGACACCACCAUCCUGGUCACCGAGAUCCAGGACUACAACCAGAUUGUGGACGCGCUCUCCAGCGAGGCAGUGGACCGGCUGCUCAAGGACCACAACGACUGCCUGCGCCGCCUGCUGCUGCGCCACAGCGGCUAUGAGGGCAGCUGCGAGGCCGACAGCUUCGUGCUGGCCUUCCACAGCCCCAAGGACGCGCUGCUGUUUGCGAUGGAGGCGCAGGCCGCGCUGCUCAACGUGAGCUGGCCCGACGAGCUGCUGUCGCUGGGCUGCUGCUCGCAGCUCUGGGUGCAGGGCAUCAUGCCCACCGCCAAGCCCAAGGCGCUCGACGACAUCCUGGACGUCUCGGACGAGCCCAUCACGCCCGCCGGCGCCUCCAAGAUCAAGGCGCUCACGCCCGGCCUGGGCUCCCACCUCGAUGGCCACGGCCACGGCCACUUCGGCUCCAGCGGCGCCACCCUCCCCUCCCUGGUCAACGUGCCCGCCACCGAGACCUACACCUUCUCCAACGCCUGCCGCCGCGCCUGGAAGGAGGCCUCCAAGGAGGACUCCAACAAGGUCCGCAUCUUCUGCGGCCCGCGCGUGCGCAUGGGGCUCCACGCCGGCGUGCACUCGGAGCACGACAUCUCGCACUCCAAGGCCGACGGCGGCAGGACCACCUACAGCGGCGACACGGUGGUGCUGGCGCGCGCGGUGGCGCAGGCGGCGCACGGCGGCACCGUGCUGCUGAGCGAGGAGACCUACAAGAAGCUGCCACUGGAGCGGCUGUGGGACAAGUACCUGGUGCUGCACAUGGGCGAGCACCGGCUGCGCGACACGCUGCCCAACCUGAACCUCUACCACGCGCUGAACCGCACGCUGGAGGGCCGCCUGGCGUACGUGGGGCCCAUGACCUCGCUGCUGCAGGUUGACCCCGGCGUGCUGGACGCGCCCGUGGGCUGCGUGACGGUGGCGUUCAUGAACGUGGUGGGCGCGCAGACGCUGCUGAGCUGGAACGCCGACGUGGCGCAGCAGGCCAUCAAGAUCUUCCACACUGUGGUGGGCGACGAGCUCAAGCGCCGCAAGGGCUACCUGGUGGAGGCGGUGGACGGCCUGUUCCUGGCGGCCUUCCAGCGGCCCAGCGACGCCAUCCUGUGGGCGCUGGAGUGCAACGAGGCCAUGAUCAAGCAGGACUGGCCCGAGGACCUGUUGGCGCACGAGCUGUGUGAGGAGCUGGUCAUCUCGGCGCCCACCAAGGAGGGAGAGGUGAUCAACACGGUGGUGUUCCGCGGCCUGCGCCUGAAGACGGGCGUGGACACGGGCCAGGUGCUGGGCGAGGUGCACGCCAUGACCGGCCGCAUGACCUACCGCGGCAAGGUCAUGAACCGCGCCGCGCGCAUCGCCUCCACCGCCUCCACCGGCCAGGUGCUGUGCAGCAGCGACAGCUGGCAGCUGGCCAUGAGCGCCGACUCGCAGGUGAUGCUGGCCAACAAGGUGUCGGGCACCAGCCUGGGCCAGUUCCGGCUCAAGGGCGUGGCCGAGAAGAUCGAGAUCCACCACUGCCGCAAGGUCUCCAACGUGGCGCCCGCGCGCCGCGCCUCCUCGCUCGUCAUGUCCAUGGCCGACCACUGGAAGUGGGAGCAGCACCUGUCGGGCCACGGCGGCGGCGGCAUGGGCAUGGGCGGCAUGGGGAUGGGCAUGGGCAUGGGGCUCAACGGCAACGGCAACGGCGGGCUGGUGGGCAACGGCGACAUGGGCGGCAUGGGCGUGGUGGGGCCCGAGGAUGUGCUGCUGGGCGGCGACUCGCUGCGUGGCGCCAUGCUGUCACCCAGGUCCUUCACGCGCGGCACGGGCAGCUGCCGCCAGCGCCAGGGCUCGGAUCCGCACCUGGACGCCGCCAAUGCCGCGCACCUGGGCAUUGAGCUGGCCGCUGACGAUAACUGAGCCCACCGGAGAUGAGGGCUUGUGGGCACGUGAUCAGGAAGGAUGGGCCAUCACCUGAUCAAACACGCGUGGGCAUGGACUUCGCAUGUGAAGGACACGCGUCGAUGGGCUUGAGGACAGCCUUCGCCGUCAACCUAUGUUGAUCUUGGCCAUGGCUUGGCAUAAACGCGUUUGCUUUGUGACACAACCGGGGUGUGUCAGAAUGCGGCCACAGUGAGCACGAUGCAUGGUGCGCGCGGUGGACGUGUGUCCGCGUGUUGUGCGUCUUCUGUGAUCGUAAAUGUAUCGUUGCUGAUCCUCGUGGUGCAUCACCGUAUUUAUGUAUAUGGAUUUAUCCCACUGUCCAAGAGUGCGUUACUGCACAGCCUGCUUUGGAUGGAGAGGGUCAUAGGGGGCACGUUGAGCGCCUGUAUCGGCACGCUUUGUCGGCGUAUCUGGGCGCCCAUGGCCGCUGCUAGGGUCCUGUAGACGUGCCUGUAGAGUAUUUAUCUGCGCUGUGUAACGGUCAACAGGCGAUGGCUUGGGCCCAUAUGGUACCAAAUGGUUUAGGCACGGUGAAGUGGCGCCUGGCGAAGCAGCCAAGUCGGGUGGCUGGUGGUGGGUGCAGAGUGUCACGAUUGCGCGCAACACCCAUUGCUUCGA
Messenger RNA from Chlamydomonas reinhardtii, 4621 nucleotides. RefSeq lists its product as uncharacterized. The coding region runs from base 86 to 3979 and encodes 1297 amino acids. Gene Ontology annotation, biological process: intracellular signal transduction; cyclic nucleotide biosynthetic process. The transcript has 21 exons. The record is from RefSeq and is a predicted model, not a curated record. Lineage: Eukaryota; Viridiplantae; Chlorophyta; Chlorophyceae; Chlamydomonadales; Chlamydomonadaceae.